AUGACGAAACUCAUCCUCCUGCCGAAUGAGAUCCUACACCAUGUCUUCCGCCAGGUCGACCCGGUGGAUUUGGCGCACUUAUCCCGGAGCUGCACGCUCCUGAACAAAAACAUCGCGGGUGAUGGGCAACUGUUCAAGGCUGUGUAUUGCUAUAUGCUGGACGCACCUCCAGAAUCUCAAGCCAAGACGUUUGAUUACAAGAACCAGUUGCGGGAGUUCGUAAAGUGUAGGCGCAUCUUGGACAGCAGCACCGAGAAGCCAAUGAUCUUCAACACCCCAGAUGAGGAGGCUCUCUUGUUCUUAGCAGACUGGACGACAAGAUUCCUGCGUACGGCUCACAGCACGAAGUCUCGGAACCUCGGAUUCCUGCACGCGUACUUCUCCCGCCUCAACCCCAAAAACCUCACCCGCUUCCUCUGCCACUCCUCAACCUGGGACCGCGCCCGCCUCCUCAACCUCAACCCCUUAUGCGAAACCCCCUUCGCCGUGCGUCAAGCCUCCGCCAAGCUCCACGUCCUGUACGGCAAGCCGCUCCUCAAACCCACCAGGAACGCCCAGCGAAAGGGCCCGACUGUCGACCUUACCCCGAAUCACAAGGACCCUUACCCCUACGCCGUCAGCAAGGUCUACGAUCUUCGCAACUACACGGAAGAGACUAUGUGGGGCCCGUAUCUGGCAGACGGAUACGCGAGCGUCGACUGGGAGAAGCUCGAGGCGGUGAUGCUGCUGUUGGGCUACAAUGCGGAGGUGUUCAAGGAGAGUGUGGGCGAGAACAUGCUGCCUGCGGGCUUCAGUUGGGAUGAGGGCUGGGCGGGAGCUACCCCCGGCAGUUAUACGAGUACGGAUAUAUAUGGGAGCAGUCAAGUGGAGGAGUUCGAGGAGGUCAUUGAGGGGGAGGGGGAUGAGGCGACGGAGCCGGUGGUGGAUCCGUAUAACAUUGGGGGGACGUGGAUGAGGGUCGUUUGUUUCCUGGACUUCCACGAGCUCUUCGCAUAUAAUUUCACAAACCCUGCGACGCCUACCGACCGCCCAAGACCUGCUCUCCAGACGACAGAAGCCAUCCGCCUCAUCUCCAUGGAGCUUCGCGUUACGCAUACUGAGCCGCCUGGACCGGACGACGGGCAAGAACUGCCUGUUGUGUUUUUCGAGGGCAUCAGUCGGAGUCUGCAUUCGCCACGGGACGUGAAUGCUAAUUCGAACAUCAAGGGCUGUCCGAGCAAUGUUGCGUGGGGGACUGCGGCUAACGGCAAGUCAAAUAGCGAGGAGAGAUGGCGCAGCGAAGGCAUUCAAGUCGGUGGUGUUGGCUCUGCCCGUGGUGUCCUAGGCCAUUGGUUCGACAAAGACCACGACGUCCACGGCCCAGCAGGUCCAACGGGCUUCUACAAGAUCAGCGACCAGAUCAAGAACUACGCAUCGGACUCCGACACUGAAGAGCCGCCUGUCUUGGACGUUGAGAUAGAUGACGACGUCGAAGAUGUAGAGGAGGUUCAGGCUUUCAUCGGCCAGCUGGCGGAAGCAAUUGGCAUGAAUAUGCCUGGGUUACAUGCCCACGUGCACAUUGAGAAUGCGAAUAAUUCGAAUAGCGACGGAGAUGGGGGUAUUAAUGGUGGUGGAGGGAUUGCGGGAGGCAAUGGCACCCUGCAGGGUAUCUUGAGCGCCAAUGAGCACGAGCAUGAAGCAGAGGAGCGGGGCUAUGCCGCUGACAGAAACGGGUUCUCCUUCGAUGACUGA
This is a messenger RNA of Drepanopeziza brunnea f. sp. 'multigermtubi' MB_m1, 1731 nucleotides long. Lineage: Eukaryota; Fungi; Ascomycota; Leotiomycetes; Helotiales; Drepanopezizaceae. The record is from RefSeq and is a predicted model, not a curated record.